Bactrocera neohumeralis is the source of this 5261-nucleotide messenger RNA. RefSeq lists its product as uncharacterized. The record is from RefSeq and is a predicted model, not a curated record. Gene Ontology annotation, cellular component: membrane. NCBI's taxonomy places the organism in Eukaryota, Metazoa, Arthropoda, Insecta, Diptera, Tephritidae. Bases 1856 to 2272 code for a protein of 138 amino acids. The transcript is spliced from 6 exons.
AACUUAAUACGAGCAGCAGCAGCUCACUAAAUCAGUCAGUUUCUUUUUAAGCUUCGCCUCAAUUGGACGUUUUCGCAAGGACUUGGUCCCGUUGACUGGUCACCUGCCAGCAAUAAACUCGCAUUCCAUUUGACAUUUCGGUAAUUUUGCACACGCUGUAAAUAUUUGGUGCACAAGAAGGAGCAAAAACAAAAACAAAGCGAAAAUCAGAAAAAACAAAGCAAAAAAGUAGAAGAAAAAUCAAAGUCAAAGCGCAAAAGCACUCAAUAUAAAUAUUAUAUGAGAACAGUACAAUAAAAAGCUGCAACAAAAACGCGCUUUGUGGCAAAUGAAAGAAAUCAGGGUCACGCAUGGGCGAGAAAAAAGUGAGUUGGCAGGCAAGCAGGUCCUUAAAACCAGAGUAGGAAAAGUACUCAACACACAUUGUAAAGCGAUAUAAGCAACUACACAUAUAUACCUAUCCAAAACAGCAGCCAACAAAAGCACCACAAAUGCACAGUUACUUGUGUAAAGUAAAUAACUGCAACUAAAAAAGUGCAACGAAAACAAAAACAAACCAUCUAACGGUCAGUGAAUACGAUCAAUGCCAAGUAUAAGAAAAACGAAAAUCAAAUAAUAACAGAGAAGUGCGAGCACAGAAAGGCAAACUAAAGUAACAAAAAAAAGCAAAAGUAUCAAAUGAACAACAAUUUGUAUGGAAGGAAUGUCUGUCUGUCUGUCGCCGUUUGUGUGCGCAUUGUUGUGGCAUAUAAUUUAUAGAAAUUGAAUAAUUUAAAGUGUGUAGGCAGUUGUGCGGAUGGCGGAGUGUGCAUUAAAAAGCAACACAAACACCAACACACAGACACAUACAUACAUAUAUGCAGCAGCAAUAACGAUAGUUGAGGCAGCAACAACAAUAAUAGUUGAGGCAACAACUUAAGUGCAGCAACAACAAUAGUAGAACAAUCAUACGCCCAGUCACACCUCAGCGCCAUUUAAGAAGCUGUGCGCGCCAGGGCGACACUUCCACAGUGUCUUGACGAACGAAUUCCACGCAUAACAAGCACACUGCUGUCGUUUAAUGAGAUUUACGGUAUUUAAAUUGACACUUGUGCAGCUAGAAAAAUUAUAUAAUAUGUUUAUACAUACAUAUAUGAACAUUAUAAUAAAAAAGAGUGCCACUUGAAGUUAAAAAAAAUUAAAAUCGAAUAAAAAAUUAUAAAAUAUGUAUAUAAAUAAGCAAGAAAAAAAAAUUAAUGAAUUAUAUAAUAAAUUUCUUAUAUUAAAAAGUUAAAAAAAAUCUAUAAAUUCUAUACAAAGAAUUUCGUGCUAAUUCCCCUCACUGUGAUAUAACUUAUGCAGCAGAACAUAACCUACAAAAAAAAAAAAUUCAACUUAAAUACAAACAAACUACUUUUAGUACCUUAAUAACAUAAUAAAGGCAACAUUUGAGCGCGCCCACAUAUUUACUAACAUACAUAUGUACAUACAAAUAUAUAAAGCAUAUGUGUAUAAAAUUAUAUAAACUAUAUAAAAGAAGAAACUGACAACCACUCGACUUUUAUGCGCAAUUUGUCGUUUGAUUAUAUCUUACAAACACACAACAACACAAAGCACUCCCACACAUAAGCAUUGUUCAGCUCCGUGUGACGAAAAAAAUAGCAAAAAAAAGUGGAAAGUGGAAAUAGAAUAGAAUAGCAGUAAAUUUCCAUAUUAAACAUCACCAGUGCAAGUCACUUUUAAGUGGCGCCCCCAGCUAACAGCGGCAGUCUCCAGUGUCGUCGAGCGCAAGUGAGCAGGCACUUCACUUCACCUCUCAUCGCCGAGGAAUCGCAAAACUUGUUGCCGGAAACUUGUCGUGGUGCGGAUAAGGACAAUGGAGUCGCAACACAAAUCGGUUUUCAUGCUACUCUUCACUCUAUGCCUUACAUUAAGCGCUGCCCUCGAAGAGGACUGCAUUGAUUUCCAGGGCAAUUCCGUUAAUCAUGGCAUGCUGUAUGUGCCCGGACCGGGCGUCUGCAGUCUAUGUGUCUGCUAUCACUCAGAGCCGCUUUGGUGCAAGGCCAUCUACUGUGAUCCACCCUAUUUCUGUAAAAAUUUCCGUGUAGGCGAGCGCUGUUGUGAGUUCGAGUGUUUAGAUCCGCCCGGAGAGGAUAAUAAAUAUCAGGAACGCAUGCGAAAGCGGGCGGAAAUACUGGCUGGCAAUAGCACUGCAUCGAUGCAUCGCAUCACUCCACUCGCCGUCUCCACCAUAGUGUUUACAGUUAUAACAAAUAGCUUUUUGAAUUUAUAACUUCAAGCGAAAGGCGAAAUCACAGAUGGUGGUUGGUGGUGGUGAAGCGCGGAAGAGGUGUUGAGAGCAAAAUGUGGCGAAACAAAGUAGAAACGGAAAGCGCCUUAUUCGUGUGUCUGUCGCUGUGUGUGUGUCUGUAGAGUAGUAGAGCAGGAAGUCGCUGUCGGUGGUGGUCUAACAAAUUUUUGCGCAAAAAUUCGCGCAUAUUUACUAAGCUAUAGUACGUGCUAGCAUAUAUGUACAUACAUACAUAAAUAUUUAUGCAAGUAUAUGAAUUUAGCACAUUUUUUUACAUACUUCAAUAUAACAAUAAAUUAGAGCAGAGGGUAAAAACAAGCUUCGUGGGAAAAUUAUGAAAAAUUUAUUAAUAAAAAAUAAUAAAAACUGAAUAUUAAAAAACAAAAUUAAUAUAAGAAAAUUAAAAUAAUUGAAAUGAAAAAAUAAAUAAUAAAAAAAUUUAAAAUAAAAAAUAUAAAAUAAUGAAAAAUUGUAAAUAAAUGUAAGAAAAUCAUAAUAAUUAAAAUGAGAAAAUAAACAAUAAAUACAAAAAGAUUUAAAAUAAUUAAAAUGAAAAAAUUUAAUUUAAAUAAUGAAAAUAAAUAAUUUUAAAUUUUCAAAUAAAUAAAUUAAUAUAUUAAAAAUCAAUUAAAGAUUGUUAAUAAAUAAAAAGUAAUAAUAAAUAUAAGAAAAAAGAAUUAAAAUAAAAAAAUAAAUAAUAAGUAAUAAAAAAAUGUAUAAUAAUUAAAAUGAAAAAAAUUAAAAUAAUGAAAAUGAAAAAGUUUCAUUAUUCAAAUAAAUGAAUUGAAAUAAUAAAAUUAAAAAUUUUAAAGGAAAGAAAUUAAAAAUAUUAAAAAAAUUAAGAAGAAAAUAUAAAAAUAAACUGUAAAUAAAAAUAAUUAUUGAAUACACUAAAAUUAUAAAAAAAAUAUAUAAAUUUAUGAAAUAAAUAAUAAAUAAUAAAUAAUUAAAAUAAAUAAAAAAAUUAAAAUAAUGAAAAUGAAAAAUUUUAGAUAUUCAAAUAAAUAAAUCAAAAUAUUAAAAUUGAAAAUUGUAAAGAUUAAAAAUAUAUAAAAAUAUAAGAAUAAGUGAAAAUAAAAAUAAAUUUUGAAUACAUAAAAUUAUAAAACACAUAAAUCUGGGUAAAUGUGUGAAAAAAUAAAAAAAUACCAAAAUAAAUCUAAGAAAAUGGAAAUAAUUUAAAUGAAAAAAUUAAUAAAAAAAAAAAUUUAAAUGAAAAGUUUUAAAUAUUCAGAUAAAUAAACUAAAAAUUUAAAAGAUAAAAGAAAAUUAAAAACCUUUAGAAAAAUUAAGAAAAAAUUAUAAAAAAAGUGAAAAUAAAAAUACAUAGUUUUUGAAUAUAUGAAAACUAUAAAAAUAUAUAAAUCCGGGCAAAUUUGUGAAAAAAUAAAAUUUAGCAAAAUUUAAUAAAAACUACAAUAUGUACAUAUGACUCCUGCGUAGUUAUAUUUGUAAAUACUUAUGUAGGUCAUGUAAAUAUAUAUACAUACAUGUACAUAAAAAAUUAAUUAAUUAAAAAAAAAAAAUUAAAACAAUAAUAUAAAAAUAUCUUUAAUGCAAACUGAUAAUAAUUUUGAAAAUCUAGAAAUUUACUGCAAUUAUAUAAUUCAACUAUAGCUAAAACUGAUGCAGGUGUAUAUAGACCAAUGAACAAUAUAUGCCAGGUUCUCAUUUUCAAACUAAUAUUGACAUACAUAUGUACAUAUAGAUAUACCAAUAUUAACAGCUCGAUAAUAUACAUAUAUGUAUGCAACUCACAAGGAAAUAAAUUUAACGAAAAAUAAGUAAGAGACAAAAAUUUAUAAAAAAUAAAUUUAAAUAUAUAAUUAUAAUAAAAAAAUUAAAUUAAAAAUUAAAAAAUAAAUAAAUAAUCAUAAUAAUUAAAUAUUUUCAAACAUUUCUAACCAAAAAUAUUUAAAAACAAAAAUUAAAAAAAAAUUAAUAAAUAGCAAUAAAAAAAUAAAUUUAAAAAAAUUAAUAAAAAAUAAAAACAAAAUUAAAUUAAAAUAAAAAAAAUAAAUAAAUGAUAAUAAUAAUUAAAUAUUUUCAAACAUUCCGAACAAAAAUAAUAAUAAUGCAAAAAAUUUACAUUUCCAGGCAUUUAUGGCCUUUUGAAAUUAUUGUAGCCAUACUGAAAAAAAAUUCUACACAUUUUUAAGCAAAAAUAAAAAAAAUUCUUAUUUUUAGAACAUCAACAAUUUAAUUUUUUCUACCUUUUCAUUUCCCUAGUAGUCUAGAGCAACAUAUCUACUUCAAUGACUUGCAAGUGAAACCAAAAUAAAAUCAUUUAUAGUAUAUACAACAAGAGUAUGUGUGUAUAACAUAGCACAACAUGACAAAUAUCAUUUACGACAUAAAAACAUUUUUAAUUGGUGCUAGUGAAGAAAUUUUAAUAAAAUUUGGAUGAAAAAAGAUUGAUUGGGCAAAAUGAACAUAUUCAGCAAUUUUGCAUACAUAAAUACACACACUUACAUACAUAUAUAAUUGCAUAGUACAUACUUGCACACAUAUACAAUGUACAUAGUACACAAAAUUUACCGAUAAAUUGUACUUUUAUGCAUGCAUACUUGUAAAAAUUACAAAUCUACUUGCAUAUACAUACACACAAACAUACAUAUAUGCAAGAUUGAAAAUAUUUGUACAUAAAAUGUACAUAUUUGGUAGCUUUGAAUUCUUAGGUAAAUGCUUUUAAGGCAUUAAAAACACCAAUCUUUACAUAACCUAAUUAUAAUAAUAUAAUUCCACAAAACACUAAAAAGAUAUAAAUAUAUAUAUACAUGCAUAUAAAUAAAUAAUAAAUCCGAUUUUAGUAAGCAAAAAUAUAUUUAUAAGCAGGGGAGGGCGUUUACAUUUAUAGACAAAUAUUUAGAAUGUAGCGGUAAUGGCUUUGAAAACUGUUAAUUUUAAUUAUAUAACAAUUGUAAAAUUAUAAAUCUCAAUAACACACAAAUAAAAGUAUGACUAAAACGAA